Messenger RNA from Zea mays, 2294 nucleotides. RefSeq names its product protein trichome birefringence-like 20. The coding region runs from base 752 to 2008 and encodes 418 amino acids. Gene Ontology annotation, cellular component: Golgi apparatus. NCBI's taxonomy places the organism in Eukaryota, Viridiplantae, Streptophyta, Magnoliopsida, Poales, Poaceae. The record is from RefSeq and is a predicted model, not a curated record. Gene Ontology annotation, molecular function: O-acetyltransferase activity. The transcript has 2 exons.
CGCAAGACUACGUCCUGGUCGACGUGCGGAGCGACAAGGCCAAGGCCAAGGCAGGCGUGCCACGAGCGGCGCGCCGCAGCUGCCAACGAACGCGAAGAACAAACUCGUCUCUGUGCCGUAUGAAGCCAGGAAUUAGAAGACAUUUUGACUUGGAAAUUAGAAUGUGCUAGCGUCAUCACGCAAUGCUCUGCUCUCAGGCUGGAAGAGCUUCCGAGCAAGCUGAGGGUCCUUCUUUGUUUGGCUGUGUUCUUCGAAUGCUGUAAGUUUCGGCUUUCUGUUGACAAUGUGGUGGCCUUGUCGCUUCAAGCCGCCAUUGGUGGAACUGCUAAGCAGUUCCACGUUUCCUGAGUCAAGGACAAAGUCUUCAGGUUCUCUGUUUCUGCUAAGCCUAUGUGGUUCUUUCCUUGUCGUCUUCUUUCGUUCUCCUGUAAUCUCUUCAAGUUCUUCUUUCACCUACGGGUCAACCACUCGUAUCCACGACAGGUCAGUAGUAAGUACAUGGAUGAUGCCAUGAUGGAUCGACCACAGUGCGAGCUCGCCAAGGAAAAGCAACCCGAAAAUUUUUUUCCGGGUAUUGAGUUGACUCCCUCAUGUUGUCGGUACUGCUACUGAUUCGUGCCCGAUCGAGCCCCCACACGUUCUUGCACGUCGACGUUGGCACAACAGCAGAACACUACUUGAUUGAUCAUCGGCACGCAAAACAUAAAAUGAAACCACCGACUGCUCAUUGCAGCCGGCGUGAGUUUCCAAGAUGAAGCCUAACAGCAGCAGCAGCAGCAGCCAGGUCGUCCGCAGAGCUGCAUCCACCACCGGCCUGCUCUUCGUCGUUCUGCUCGUCGCCUUCACCGCGUCCAACUACUCGUCGCUCGACACCGACCGGCUCCUUGAUGUGCCGCCCAACGCCGCGUCUCACGUGCAGACGACGGCGCCAUCUUCCUCCUCCUCCCUCGAGGUCGAGAAGAGCGCGGCGUGUGACGACGUCGCGAGAGGCGAGUGGGUGCCCGACCCGGCCGCGCCCUACUACACCAACGCGACAUGCCCGUUCAUCGACAGCCGCCAGGACUGCAUGAAGUACGGCAGGCCCGGGCUUGAUUCCAUCCUCCGGUGGCGGUGGCAGCCGCACGGCUGCAACCUGCCCCGCUUCGACCCGGCCGCCUUCCUCGGCCUCGUGCGCCACAAGUCCAUGGCUUUCGUCGGCGACUCCGUCGCUCGAAACCACAUGCAGUCGCUCAUGUGCCUCCUCUCUAAGGUGGAGUACCCGCAGGAGAUGCAGCCCAAGGACUGCAUCCACUGCACGCGCACCUACCACUACCGCGAGCACAACUUCACGGUGACCGUGUUCUGGGCGCCGUUCCUGGUGCGCUGGAACCUGACGCGCGCCGGGGCGCUGCAGUUCAUGGACCCGCACAACGUGUACCUCGACGAGGCCGACCCGGAGUGGGCGCGCCAAGUCGCGGGCUACGACUACGUCGUCCUCAACGGCGCCACGUGGUUCACCCGCCCCGUCGUGCUCCACGAGCGCGGCCGCGUCCUGGGCUGCAGCGACUGCGGCGACCCCAACGCCACGUUCGUGCCGCCGCACCACGCCGUGCGCGCGUCGUUCCGGACCGCGCUCCGCGCGCUGCGGGAGGCCCCGGGGUUCCGCGGCAAGGUGGUCGUCCGGACCGUGGCGCCGCCGCACUACGAGAACGGCAAGUGGUACGACGGCGGGAACUGCCUCCGGACGCGGCCCAUGCGGAGCGGCGAGACGGGCCUCCCCGACACGGAGGCCGCGUUCCACGCCGCUCAGGUGGAGGAGUUCCGCGCCGCGGCGAGCGCGGCGCCGCCAGGGCGGUUCGUGCUGCUGGACGUCAGCGAGAUGAUGCAGAUGAGGGGCGACGGACACCCCGGCCAGUACGGGCACUGGCCGCACGAGAAGGUCGGCUUCGGCAUCGACUGCGUGCACUGGUGUUUGCCAGGCCCCAUCGAUGCUUGGAGCGACGUGUUGCUUCAUUUGAUCACUAAUUGACACAUGACACGCAUGUUCAUGUUGUUAUUCUGUACAUGUUGCAUCGAAUUGGAUGCAGAAGUGUAAUGAUUUAUGUAUUCUGCCAUAGAAGCCAUUGUGCGCUAUACAGCGUUUGUGCACAUCCUACUAGUCGAAGCUGCGUACUUCUACUUCUGCCAUCAGGGAAACUUAAAGGUUGUCAAGCCCUGGUCGGUGGCUGAUGUCUAUUCUGAAACGGGAACAGAGGAAUCGGGUAUGUGACACCAACAACAAACACCACGUUAUUAUCAACCAGAAAUCAACUACA